AUGAUCUCUAGACAAUUCAACGGUCAACACGGCCGGGCUUAUCUAUUUACAAGCGCAGUAAACAUUAGUCUAGGCGAGGCUGAGGACCGACCGAUGACGACGGGGUUGCACACGGUCCGGGACAUCUUUUGCUCUAAGUGUGGGACGACCAUGGGCUGGAAAUACGAGCGGGCGUACGACCAGAAUCAAAAGUACAAAGAAGGCAAAGUUAUCCUCGAAAAGGCCCUCCUAGUCGACGUCGUCUGA
Puccinia triticina is the source of this 246-nucleotide messenger RNA. RefSeq lists its product as uncharacterized. Gene Ontology annotation, cellular component: ubiquitin ligase complex. The transcript is spliced from 2 exons. The coding region runs from base 1 to 246 and encodes 81 amino acids. Lineage: Eukaryota; Fungi; Basidiomycota; Pucciniomycetes; Pucciniales; Pucciniaceae. The record is from RefSeq and is a predicted model, not a curated record.